AAAAACUUCCCACUUUCUCCUCUAUCUUCUCUCUAGAAACGGGUAUGAAUCCGAUAUUUCGGAGCGAUGGUGUUCAUCCCUAUUCCACCAUUACAGGCGUGGAGAAGAGGCAAUUGUUCUUAAGAAGCUACCAGUUUAGCAGGAAGCAAACCGCUGGUCAGAAGAUGAAGAGAUCUCUGUUUCGUGUCAAGAGAAUCAUCUGGUUGAAGCUUCGUUCUGUUAAAAGGAUUCAUAGAAUGAUCUGGAACAGGCUUCGCCAUGGCUUCUUCAUUCGAUUUCGGAGGAAAAGGUUCAUUCGAUUAAAUCACAAUAACACUUCUCUCUGUAAUUUCUGGUAGGAAUAGGAAUAGGAAUAGGAAUACAGGAUCCAUGAUAUGCAACUGUUUGUUUGUUUGUUUUUUAAAUUAUCAUUAUCAUUAUUAUUAUUUUUGAAUUUCUGUUGAUUAAAUGUAGCAGUAAUCGAUGAUUUGUUCUAAUCUUCUGGUAAUAUUUAUCAUCAUCUCUUGUGCUUCAUG
This is a messenger RNA of Cynara cardunculus var. scolymus (artichoke), 515 nucleotides long. RefSeq lists its product as uncharacterized. Lineage: Eukaryota; Viridiplantae; Streptophyta; Magnoliopsida; Asterales; Asteraceae. The transcript has a single exon. The coding region runs from base 45 to 338 and encodes 97 amino acids. The record is from RefSeq and is a predicted model, not a curated record.